Molecule: messenger RNA, 3955 nt
Organism: Megalops cyprinoides (Indo-Pacific tarpon)
Lineage: Eukaryota; Metazoa; Chordata; Actinopteri; Elopiformes; Megalopidae
Gene: tecpr1a
Product: tectonin beta-propeller repeat containing 1a
Exons: 25
Coding region: 118-3702 (1194 amino acids)
Cellular component (GO): membrane
Source: RefSeq, a predicted model, not a curated record
GAAGAAGUCUGAAUGUAAAUAGGGAAUGUGAAUUGACGAAAAGUGUGGGAAGGAAUUACUGCUUUUUUUGCUUAAAUCACCUGUAACCGUGUAUGAAAGGGAAUAAAAGGGUGCACCAUGCCUAGCUCCCUCCUGUGGGCAGUGGACGUGUACGGGAGGGUUUACAGCCUGUCGACUGCCGGGCAGCAGUGGGAGCAGUGCAGGGACGCCCAUCUAGAGUUCAAGCGGGUCACCUCCGUGCAGCAGUGCUGCUGGGCCAUCGCCUGCGACCACCAGAUCUACCUGAACGUCCACGCCAGCGACCUGCCCAUCCGCUACCAGGAGGAGACCUACGAGAACCAGCGGUGGAACCCUGUGGAUGGGUUCUCUGACCGGCUGCUGCCCAGCGACCGCUGGCAGUGGAGUGAUGUAACCGGACUACAGCAGCAGCCCUUCGACAGCUUCCGGCUGCCCUCGGAGAACUGGGAGUGGGAAGCAGACUGGUACGUGGACGAGAACUUCGGUGGGGAGCCCACCGAGAAGGGGGGCUGGACGUAUGCAAUCGACUUCCCUGCCACUUACACAAAAGACAAGAAGUGGAACUCCUGUGUCCGUCGCAGGCGAUGGAUUCGCUACAGGAGAUACAAGGCACGGGACACCUGGGCCAAGAUCCCCUCAGAGGAUGCCAGACCACUGCCAGACCCCUUCAAUGACAUCAGCUGUGGGGGCUGGGAGAUCAGCGAGGAGCCUCAGGGCAUGCUGUCCUUGUGGGCUGUGUCCCUGCAGGGCAAGGUGUGGUUCCGGGACGGCAUCCACCACCACAACCCUGAGGGCUCGGCCUGGGAGGAGGUGCAGGUCCCGGGCGAGGUGGUGCAGAUCAGCUCCGGGCCGGGGGAUCUGGUGUGGGCCGUGCUGUGGGAGGGCCAGCUGCUGGUCAGGGAAGGCAUUGGCAGGGACUGCCCCAAAGGAUCCUCCUGGGUGGUGGUGGAGUCCCCAAGCUCAGAGGUUGGUGCUAUCCAUGUGGCUGUGGGUGUCAAUGUAGUGUGGGCAGUCACUAAGGAUCACAAAGUGUGGUUCAGGCGAGGCAUAAAUUCCCAUAAUCCCUGUGGCUCAGGCUGGAUUGGCAUGGUGGGGGAGAUGGUGAUGAUCAAUGUGGGGAUCAAUGAUCAGGUGUGGGGGAUCAGCCGUGAGGAUCGGGCUGUGUAUUUCCGGCAAGGUGUGACCGCCAACGAGCUUAGCGGGAAGGCCUGGAAGGCGGUGUCGGUGCCUCGGGACGGAGACCGCUCUCACUCCAGCGCUAGCGCCAGCAGCCUGCCCAGUGCUGGCUGUUUCUUCAGUGGGGAGGUGAGAGUGCAGUCCCAGGGCUCAGUGCUGAGCGACGUGGACUCAGAGUCAGAGAGAACGUCGGGCGGUGCACCCCCCACUCCCGAACCGGAGGUCCCCAAACCCCGCAUUCCUAAGGUGACCAGUGACAGCUUCAUCUCCGAGCUGGUGUCUGACCGGGAGAGCCACCUGGGGAGGCGCGAUGGAGGUGCCGUGGGGUCCUCCAUCCCGGAGGAGGACCAGGGAGCGGAUCAGGACGGCAAAGGUCUCCCGGCCCUGGUUCUCUCUCCCAGCAUGUCUGGCGGGCAGGACCCCCAGUGGAGCAACGUGGACCUGGAGGAGGCGCAGACUCACCUGGCCGUGGGCUCCGCCUCCGACACCGCGGAGACCAGCAGCCUGUCUUCCGUGGCCACCUACAACCUGGGCCUGGAGGAGCCGUAUGGGGCGGACGAGCACCCUCUGUGGGCUUGGGUCAGCGGGGGCGGCUGUGUGGUCGACUCCCACUCGCAGCUCAACUGGUUCAACUCCAGCUCAGGUGUGUCCUCUUCAGCACAGUCCAUGUCCCUGUCCAUCACUCCAGCGCAGACGGCCGCCUGGCGCAAGCAGAUCUUUGAGCAGCUCAGCGAGAGGUCCAAGAGGGAGAUGGAGAACUUCAGGCAUUACGAGCAAGCCAUCGAGCAGUCCGUGUGGGUGAAGAAGGGCAGCAUGCAGUGGUGGAGGGACUGGAAGCCGCACAAGUGGGUGGACGUGCGCUUUGCUCUGGAGCAGUUCUCGGGCACCGACGGCAACAAAGACGGCAUCCUCUUCAUCUACUACACUUUUAAUGAUGAGAAGAAGUACCUCCAUGCAUUCAUCAAUGAGGUGACAAUCCUGGUUCCGGUGCUCAAUGACUCGAAGCACACCUUCGCCAUCUACACAGCAGAGAGAACCAAACAGCGAUGGCCAAUCCGCCUGGCUGCGCCCACCGAGCUGGAGAUGCAUGACUGGCUGGCCCUCCUCAGCAUGUCCUGCUGUGACUCCAGGGGGAUCCAGGGCCCCCCUUCCAAACAGGCCAUCUGGUCUGUCACCUGCAAGGGGGACAUCUUUGUGAGCGAGCCCUUGCCCAAGCUAGAGGCCUCGCCGUACCCCAUGCCCUGCGAUCAGAUGUUCUGGCGUCAGAUUGGGGGACACCUGCGCACUGUGGAGUGUGACAGUCUGGGUGUGGUGUGGGGGAUCGGCUAUGACCACACGGCCUGGGUCUACACUGGGGGCUAUGGAGGAGGCUUCUUUCAGGGCUUGGCCAGCAGCACAGACAACAUCUACACGCAGACAGAUGUGAAGAGUGUCUACAUAUAUGAGAAUCAGCGCUGGAAUCCAGUUACAGGAUACACCAGCAGAGGUCUUCCCACAGACCGGUACAUGUGGAGUGAUGCCUCAGGCCUUCAGGAAUGCACCAAAGCUAACACCAAACCUCCCUCACCACACUGGACCUGGGUGUCAGAGUGGACCAUUGACUACAGUGUCUCUGGAGGGGCAGACAGAGAGGGCUGGCAGUAUGCGGCCGAUUUCCCAGCGACGUAUCACGGCUAUAAGACCUUGAAGGACUUUGUGCGACGCAGGCGUUGGGCCAGGAAAUGCAAGAUCACGACGACGGGCCCAUGGCAGGAAGUCCCACCCAUCCCGCUCUCGGACGUCACUCUCCUGCCCUGCAUGGCUCAGGCCAGCGUGGAGCAAGUGCCACUCUGGGCCAUCAGCAACAAGGGAGAUGUCCUGUGUCGCCUCGGAGUCACCACAGAGACCCCAGCUGGGACAUCCUGGCUCCACGUUGGCACAGACCAGCCUUUUAAAUCCAUCUCCAUCGGGGGCGCCCACCAGGUCUGGGCCAUCGCGAGGGACGGCUCGGCGUUCUACAGGGGGUCCGUGUCCGCCCAGAAUCCCGCAGGAGACUGCUGGUAUCACAUCCCCCCUCCGCCCCGACAGAAGCUCAAGCAGGUCUCAGUGGGGAGGACGUCUGUUUACACAGUGGAUGACAACGGUAACCUGUGGUACAGACAGGGCCUCACCCCCAGUUACCCACAGGGAUCCACCUGGGAGCAUAUCUCCAACAAUGUGCGCAAGGUGUCCGUGGGGCCCCUGGACCAGGUCUGGAUCAUUGCAGACAAGGUCCAAGGCAGCCACAGUCUGAGCUGCGGCACUGUGUGUCACCGGCUGGGAGUGCAGCCCAUGGAGCCCAAGGGCCAGUCCUGGGACUACGGCAUCGGGGGAGGCUGGGACCACAUCACUGUGAGGGGAAACUCUCUGGAGGCUCCACGUAUCAGCAUGGCAGCGCUGCCCAGCAGCACAGCCGCCAGCCAGCCGGUCCCGCGCAGCCCGCUGCCCGUCAGGAACCAGGACAUGAACGGAAGCGCUGUAGGCUGUUAGACUCCCCACACUGUCUCUACAGUUACUCACCCCCCCCAUCUUUUCAAGGUAACCCCCUCCCCCAAUUCAGAACAAUCCUACAUCUCUCAGUUCGCGGUGAUUGAUUGUCUGCUGUCCUUGAAUUCUUGCAUCUAUCAUUGUUAAUCAAAUUUUCUGUUUUUUCUCCGUCACAAGUUACGUCAUCAUCACGUCUCUCUGCAUCUCUUUUGAAACAUACUUUAUUUUCUUCUGUACUUGUACUGUUUUUUUUGCA